Molecule: messenger RNA, 759 nt
Organism: Alternaria viburni
Lineage: Eukaryota; Fungi; Ascomycota; Dothideomycetes; Pleosporales; Pleosporaceae
Exons: 1
Coding region: 1-759 (252 amino acids)
Source: RefSeq, a predicted model, not a curated record
AUGGAAGCGCCACAUAAACGACAACGCGCCAACACCAACGGUGAUUCGAUCGCGCUGCGAAACUUCACCGAGGCCGGUGUUCUCGCCGACUUUUUCGCCAAAAGCGAACUCCAAGAUUGCAUCGACGUACUGCAUGCAGACGACGGUGGCAAACUCAUCAAGGAUAUACUCCUAAACGCAGCUCUUUUCACACCAGAGAUUGCUGCAGCCCUGCGCAGCCACAAACAAGAAUACAUGGAGCGACAGCGUUGCAAGGUCGUCGAUUUCAGCAGUUACGCCCGGAAGGUGGAUUAUUGGAUCAACGAGCGGUACAUGAACUCCAGCUGUGCGAAGCAAUACAAUGCCGCCUUUGACGUCAUACGCCAAAUAGAAGAAGUUUUCACGACCAUCGUUGAACAAGCUGCUCAAGAGUCUGCUUCCUUCGGCACGAAGCAGUCUGCGCUCGAUGCGCUGUACCUUAUUGGAUGGGCGAUCUGUGAAAGCCAGGAAGAGAUCGGCAAACAAAUCCGUAUGCAUUUCCAGGUCGACAACUCUUUGGAAGACUCGAUGAACGCCGUCAUUGACGAGAUGAGCGUGGAGGAGUGUGAGAGGAUGUGUGCUCGGGAUUAUUCCGGCGGUACAUCGUUUUUGGGAGCAAUGGAGGAGCUUAAGAAGCUUGCUGACGAUUACUGCGUUUGCACGGGACUCCAAGACGUGAUCACAAAUCUUACUUGUGAGGAUGAGACGGACGAGGAUGGGGAAGGCGAAGAAGAAGCGUAA